Cyclocybe aegerita is the source of this 735-nucleotide messenger RNA. Lineage: Eukaryota; Fungi; Basidiomycota; Agaricomycetes; Agaricales; Hemipholiotaceae. The record is from the annotation of a GenBank genome assembly.
AUGCGCCACCUCCGCCACAAUUCUCAUUUGGGGCAUGACCUUCGCCUGUGGCGUUGCCUGAUCACGUACAGCAUCUCGGUCCUUGGACUUGGCACACUGGCUUUCAUAGCCCAGGUCGUGUCUGUCACCCGAGCGAUAUUCCACGCGAGCGAUACCCUUCCGCCGUUGGGCCGGAUAGGCGCUUACUCGUUCGUGUUUGUCAUUUGGUUUGCUCAUGGGUUCAUGGUGUGGCGUUGUAGAAACCUCUAUAACGACCUGAAUUCCAGGUUUGGGAGGGCCACGUUGUUUGGUCUACUUGCCUCCACGGUGGUGUUGUCUCUGGGCUGCGGAAUAUUCUUCCUCGUCGAGACUUAUCUGACGCUCAGAUAUUUCUCGUUCAUGUUCUUCAUAUGCAUCACCGCAGUGAUCAGCAUCAUCCUCAUGAUACUGAUCAUUGUUCGGCUCGUCAGGCACGAGCGCUACCGCUCUGGUGUCUAUUCGUACGACCUGGAGUAUAAGGACGCCGUAUCUCUGCUGAUAGAGUCCUCGGCGUUGCCUGUAUUGGUAAACAUCAUCUUCAUCGCUCUUGUCUUCGAGAAAGGCGAUGCGUCAAUGAUCCCCCUGCACAUCCUCCCCCAGUCUUUUGUCAUAUCAGUGUUCCUCAUCAUCUCUCGGCUAAGCCGCAGGAAGGAGCUCGCCUCUUUUCAUCCUUCUCGCAUUCAGCUAGAUAUUCCACGGCUCAAUCCACCGGAAUGA